Molecule: messenger RNA, 2621 nt
Organism: Gilbertella persicaria
Lineage: Eukaryota; Fungi; Mucoromycota; Mucoromycetes; Mucorales; Choanephoraceae
Product: raffinose synthase or seed imbibition protein Sip1-domain-containing protein
Exons: 5
Coding region: 90-2567 (825 amino acids)
Source: RefSeq, a predicted model, not a curated record
UUUAAAUUGUUUUCAAUCUCCUAUGCUUAAAUAAGUUUGGUUUGCAACGCGCAAAGUGUCGACUUGUUCCCUAAAUAAUAUUAUCAUACAUGGCCGAUAUUUUACUGGCACCUAGCUUGGGUACAAGACAAAUAGUAAGCAAGAACGAGCAAACUACACUUCAGUUUUCUUGCUACUCCUCAACUAUAUAUUGCCUUGAACUAUGGACAAACCUUUCAAGGGAUAAAAGCUGGCUUGGAAUACCCUUUAUAAGGCAGGAAAACGACUAUCAACUGAACAUAGAUUUAUCUUAUUUGUCGUCUGGAGAAUAUGAGUAUACUUUGCGCUUUACCUUAGACAAAUACAAAAAUGAUUGGUGUUGGUAUGGUACAUCUAAUGAUAAUGGCAAGAUUUGUAUCACACCUUUUGCAGAUACAAUAUCAGAUUUGCCAAUAUCAGGAGCAGCAAAUGGGCUUAAUCUAAUAUUAAAACAGUCCAUCGAUAAUAAUAUUAGCUUGACGCACUACAAGAUUUGUGCUGGUGCUCCUUUAUACUUUUCUGUUGGAAAGAUUGCCUGUCCUAUUUAUUCGUUUGUUGCUCUCAUAAGAAAAGGAUCAUGUUGGAUGACACCAGUAGCUGGAAAUGACUCUUUUGAAGGUCGAAAUAGAGACGAAAAAUGGCAAAUGCUGUUAUUUGUAGACAGUGUUUAUGGUCAUGUUCAUUUAUGGAUGGUAGUCAGUCAAGAUUCGGACUGUUGGUUCUCACCUGAAUCAAGUAACUCGCUUGGCUUACAUCGAUCAGAUCAUAAAAAUGACAAUGUGCAUUUGUUUAUGUUGUCUACUCGAUUUAAACAAGAUUUUACUUUACUGAUUCCUAAAGCAUUAGAGUAUUAUCACCAAUUUGUUUAUCAAGAUCUCCUUUCAUUUAAUAAUCGUCAACUACAGACAAUUCCUAAUUUAUCAGACAAAUUGGGCUAUUGUACAUGGAACGCAUUUGGAAAAGAAAUUUCUUUGGAAAAUAUUCGUUCAGCAAUGAAAAGUUUAUCGGACAGUAACAUCCCAGUUUCGUAUUUACUUUUAGAUGAUGGUUGGCAGCAUGUUUCGAAUGAUCAAUCGCAAUUAAAAGGAUUUGAAGCAAAUCAAGACAAGUUUCCAAAAGGUUUAGAGCAGAGUAUUUCUGAGUUAAAGACAUCCUAUCCUUUUCUUCAGUAUAUUGGUGUUUGGCAUACUCUUUGGGGUUAUUGGAAUGGAAUAGAUGAAACAUUCGCCAAAACAAAUGGUUAUGCAGGCUUUCCUUGUGAUAACAAGAAUCAACACCAAUCUAUUGGAAUAAUCAAUAAUUCCAAACACUUUUAUGAUGACUUUUAUCACUUUUUAAGUAAAGCAGGCGUUGAUUUUGUCAAAGUCGACAAUCAAGGAGGUUUUCAAGAUCUGAAGCUUGAUCAAAGUCAUAAAAUUAGCCUUUGGGACACUUAUCGACAAAACAUGCUAGAGAGUGCCGACACAUAUCUGAGUGGCCAAGUUGUACAUUGUAUGUCCUUGACACCGCAUGUUUUAUUUCAUCCUCUUCUUUUGCCUAAACAGCACCACUCAAAACCUAUUUUCAGAAAUAGCGACGAUUUUUUCCCUGAUGAACAAAGCAGCCAUCCAUGGCAUAUCUAUGCCAAUGCCAUUAACACAUUAUGGACAUCACAAUAUCCUGUUAUGGGCGACUGGGACAUGUUUCAAUCUAUCCAUCCAUUUGCUGAAUAUCAUGCAUCAAGUCGAGCCAUUUCAGGCGGACCUGUAUAUAUUACAGAUAUUCCAGCGAAGCACGAUGUCGGCCUUAUCUACAAGCUUUUAGGAGAAACUCGAUACUCUGGAUGGUGCUUAUUAAGAUCAGAUAAAGCGCCUUUGCCUACGUUUGAUACAGUGUUUGGAAAUCCAUUAGAAAACCAAUCACUUGUUAUCAUACACAACUUCCAAAAACUAACAUGCUCAGACCAAGAUAGUGUAGAAGAGUAUGGUAUAUUUGGUUUUUGGAACUCAAGUAAUUCAAAAGAGAAACUUGCUGUUAUUACAACCAAUACAAUACCUUCAAAGAAGCUUGCUGCAUUGUCAUUAGCAUAUACAAUCAGUGGUCCUGAUCAAGGAAAGCUAAUGCUUUUGAGCAACAAAGAUACUUGUUCUUUUGCUGGAUCAAUGACAGCGCGAGUAUGCAAGAUGGGCUCUACAUUGGUGUGCAUCAGUCAAGUAAAAACGAUGGGUCUACUUUUAGCUGCAUGUCUUGGUUUGAUUGACAAGUUCAAUAGUGUCAAAGCUAUUAAACGUACGACUAUUUACAAAUCAGCAGAUAAAGAAACUGUGUUUGAAGUACAACUAUCUCAUAGAAGCAAAUGUUUUGGAUAUUGGAUUAAGCCCUUGACUGAAAAGGUCAAGAUCAAGCUUACCAAAGUUUGUUUAGACGGUAUCAUUUUGAAAUCAAAUCGAGAUUGGAACUGGUGCUUAAAAAGUAAUCUCUUGAAAGUAAACAUGAUGGCUGUGCCAUUGGAAAAAGUAAAGGGAGAUACGUUCGACUUGAAAGUGCACAUUCAAGAAGAAGAGAUUUAAAUACAAAUAUAUCCUAUUCUACCAACCAUCAAAAAUAAAUUAAAAUUAGAAGCU